This is a messenger RNA of Octodon degus (degu), 2901 nucleotides long. It is a transcript of the gene Nlrp4, whose product is annotated as NLR family pyrin domain containing 4. Gene Ontology annotation, cellular component: cytoplasm. Bases 1 to 2901 code for a protein of 966 amino acids. NCBI's taxonomy places the organism in Eukaryota, Metazoa, Chordata, Mammalia, Rodentia, Octodontidae. Gene Ontology annotation, molecular function: protein binding. The transcript has 12 exons. Gene Ontology annotation, biological process: regulation of inflammatory response. The record is from RefSeq and is a predicted model, not a curated record.
AUGGCGUCGUCUUUCUUUUCCGACUUCGGCCUCAUGUGGUACCUGGAGGAGCUCAAGAAGAAGGAGUUCAUGAAGUUCAAGGAGUUCCUCAAGGAGGAGACGUUGCAUAUGGGACUGCAGCAGAUCCCUUGGGCUGAAGUGAAGAAGGCGUCGCGGGAAGAACUGGCCAGCCUGCUGCUCAAGCACUACGAGGGGCAGCAGGCCUGGGAGGUGACCUUCAGGAUCUUCCUGAGGAUCGACAGGAGGGAUCUCUGCGAGAGGGCCACGAGGGAGAGUACCGGACACUCGAAGAUGUAUCAGGCUCACAUGAGGGAGAAAUUCAGAGAGCUCAUGGCCAGGGAACCCAUCGCCAUGUUCCACAGGAGCUUCGAGCAGGACAUCACCCAGGAAGAGAGAAAACAGCUGGAGCUCCUCUUCCCACCCGAGGCUCCCAGGAAGCAGAGCCACACUGUGCUCCUGCAUGGGGCCCCCGGCAUCGGCAAGACGACCUACCUGGGCAAGAUCAUGCUGGCCUGGGCCAGGGGCCUCAUCUACCAGGACAGGUUCUCCUACGUCUUCUACUUCUGCUGCCAGGAACUGAAGCUGCUGCCGGCGCUGAGCCUGGCAGAACUGAUCGGCAGCAUGUGGCCUGAAUCCUGCGUCCCUGUGGGCGAGAUCCUGGCGCACCCCAGGAAGGUCCUGUUCCUGGUGGACAACUUAGACAAGCUGGGGAGCGACCUGCGAGAGCCGGAGGGGGAGCUGUGCCGGGACUGGGUGGACGUGCGAACGCCGCAGCUGCUGCUGAGCAGUUUGCUGAGGCGGAGGAUGAUCCCGGAGUGCUCCCUGGUAGUCACGGUGGACUCCCUGUUCACCAAGGACUUCCAGGACAGGCUGGAGGACGCCGAUGCCAGGCUGCUCACCGGCUUCCGCGAGAGUGACAUCAGGCUGUGCGCCUACGGCGUGUUUGAAGACAUGCACAGAAGCGUGGAGGCCUUCAGUUUCAUCCAGGGCAGGGAGCGGUUCUAUGGGCUGUGCCGCCUGCCUGUCCUCUGCUGGCUGACGUUCAUGGCCCUGAAGUACGAGAUGGACGAAGGCAAGGUCGUGGCACGCACCGUCCAGCGCAGCACCGCUCUCUACACCUCCUUCUUCUUCCACCUCUUCUCGCCCAGGGCCGCCGACAGCCCCAGCCGGCGGGGCCAGGAGCAGCUGCACAGCCUGUGUUCCCUGGCCGUCCAGGGCAUGUGGACCGACCGCUUCGUGUUUAUGGAGAGCGACCUCCGGAGGAAUGGCAUCGGGUCGAGUGCCUGCCUCGUCUACUGGCACCAGAUGUGCUCCGUGCUCACAACCAGCAGGCACCUCCACACGCUGCAGGUGAAGCACAGCAUCCUCAGUGAGUCUGCCUUCAUGGUUCUGUUUAACCAGCUGAAGCAGUCCAACUGUCUCGUUGAGAAUAUCACGAUAAAUAAUACUAACUUUCGUUGUGAGGGUAACUUCCUCUUCGAGGCAGUCACUCACAACCCAAAUGUGAAAUGCUUGAACCUCAUCAAUGUCCGCAUGGGCCGCGACGACGUGCGCUUCCUCUGCAGCGUGCUGGGCCACCCCGUGUGCAGCGUGAGCAAGCUGGUGCCCAGCUUCGAGCCGCUGCCCACGGUGGCGCUCACAGCCGCUGUGCUGCUGCUCGUCCACGUGGUGUUUGUGAUCUUGGUGUUUUUAACUGGUGUGCUCUGCUUGUACCCUGACCCAAAGGAGGACAGGUGCCCGGGGAACUACAGCAGCCCGCUGAAGGCGCAGAGUGCUCUUGUCCUGCAUCACCACAGCAGGGCGCGGGGCCGUGGCUACGGCAGCAUCGACCGGGCCACGCGGCCGGCCCCUGAAGACGCUGGCCCUGCUCACGCACUCGGCCGCAGUGCGGCGCUGCUGCUGGUGCUGGGUGUGCAGCACUCCUUCCCCGGGCGCGGCAGGCUGUACCUCAUGCUCAUCCUGGCCGUGCUGGCCCUGGAGCUGCUCUGCUGCCUGACCUGGCUGCUCCUUAUGGCCUCGGAGACCGGAUUCAGGACCGCGGGGAGCCUGGGGGAGGUGGUGGAGAAGCAGGCCGACAUCAUCGCCUCUGCAGCGACACAACGCACUGCUCAGUCGGCGGCUGCUGGCUCCUGUGGCCUCGCCACCAGGCUGAUGAAGUGCAAACUGAAAGCAGAGGACUGUGAGGCCUUGGCCUCUGUCGUGAUAGAGAACAGGAAGCUGCAGGAACUGAACCUGACCUCCAACCGCCUGAGGAAGGGGGUGCGCACCCUGUGCAAGGCCCUGUGCCACCCCAGCUGCACCCUGAAGCUGCUUACGGACUGGUGCUGGGACUACCUCGCGGAAGUGCUGCUGUUCAGCAAGAGCCUGGUCCACCUGGACCUCAGCAUGAACACCUUGAGGGACGAGGGGCUGCAGGUUCUCUGCGCGGCGCUGAGACACCCGGCCUGCAGGCUGGAGGCGCUGAGUUUGAUGCAAUGCUGCCUCACAGCUGAGGGCUGCAGAGUCCUGGCCACCGUCCUCACCAGCAGCCAGAAGCUUAAAAGCCUCCAUCUUAACAAUAACCCCGUGGGGGACGCCGGUGUGAAGCUGCUGUGUGACGCUCUGGUGCAGCCCAGCUGCCGCUUGGAAGAUCUAGAGCUCGAGGACUGCGGCUUGACCAACGCCUGCUGUGAGGCUCUGGCUGCCACGCUCACCAGCAGCAGGACCUUGCACACGCUGAACCUGGUGGAGAAUGCCGUGGACUGCCGCGGGCUGGCGGUGCUGUUCGCGGCCCUGAAGCACCCCGAAUGCAGCUUGCAGGUGCUUGGACUGAAAAAAGCUGACCUGGAUGAGGAAGCCCUGGCACUUGUCAUAGCUGCAGAAGAUGAGAAUCCUGGCCUGGUCAUCUUGGACAGCUCCUGA